Pectinophora gossypiella (pink bollworm) is the source of this 1741-nucleotide messenger RNA. It is a transcript of the gene jdp, whose product is annotated as J domain-containing protein. The coding region runs from base 202 to 711 and encodes 169 amino acids. The transcript is spliced from 3 exons. Gene Ontology annotation, cellular component: cytoplasm. The record is from RefSeq and is a predicted model, not a curated record. Lineage: Eukaryota; Metazoa; Arthropoda; Insecta; Lepidoptera; Gelechiidae.
GGUAUUACGCCAGUAGAGGCCGCGGUGGUGUGCUGUGUAGCUGCCACUGUGUUGUCCAUUCGCAUAUUGUUUUUGAUACAAACGAAAGUGUAGGCACGAAUUUCUAUGUGAGUGAAGGGCAGGUUUCACACAGACGCAGGCUGCCUCAGACACAAGGGCAGUAUCAGUAUCCGCUGGGGUUUCGCCAGGGAGCGUCGCAACAUGACGGGGGUGGACGAGAUAUUGAACUACAAGAGAGAUCCCGACGAUGAUUUUUACGCUCUGCUGGGUUGCGACGAAAACUCGUCUGCAGAGCAAAUAACUGCUGAGUACAAGAUCCUAGCUCUGCAGCACCAUCCAGAUAAGAACGAUGGUGAUAAAGAAGCCGAAGCCAAGUUUCAAAAACUAAAGGAGGCUAAGGAGACACUGUGCGAUCCGUCUAAGCGCGCUCUGUACGACAAGUGGAGGCAGAGCGGCAUCGCCAUGGGGUACAAGCAGUGGCUGGGCAUGAAGGAGCACGUGCAGCAGUCCAUGCACUGGUCCAAGCCCAACACCAAAGACCGCAUGCUGGAGGGCGAGGGCCGCGCUUCGGGGCCUUCUAGCCUCGGCCCCACCAACGCCGCAGCCCGCCGCGCCUCCGAGGGCGGCGCCGCUCUCUGGGGCCGCUGGGGCGCCGGCAACCAGGAGCCCCCCUCCGAGGUCAUCAACAAAUUCCGCAACUACGAAAUCUAAUUUCCAGUUGCUUCCCGCGAUUCUCUUUUGUUCCAACGUUACCGGUGGGGCGCCGUUCUAUUUCGUUAGUUUGUUCUUUUCAAAGGAGGUUAUUUGUGCCGUAACCUCCUUAGAUCUCGAUCUUUUAGCUCGUGAAGGUGCGGCACAGGAGUUGUGGACGACAACCAGCAGGCUGUUAAUAUCACUUGCCAUUAUUAGAACUUAUUCGUGUUGUAUUGAUUACAAAUUAGUACUUAUACUUACUUAUAUUAGUGUUAAGGUCGACUUAAUUAGUUUUAAAGGCACAAUAUUCAUCAAGUCAGCUCAAUGAACAAACUCGAAUGUGGCUCGAUAUCUUAAAUAAUAAUGUUCUAUGUUCGAUGUGCUAAAUGUAUUGUUCCGUUGUAUAUGUAGACAUGUCGUCAUUAGAUGAAACUUGAUUGUACCCCGCCCCUUAGAGAUCUUGGAUAGUGUUAAACACUGUAUUAGCGUACCCUAGCUGUAAGCUAUGCACAUUCCUGAUAACAUAUGAGUCUGAUUAUUGAACAUUUCUGCUGUAGAACAAUAUUUUAUCUAUAAGAGUCUCUAUAUUUUGAAGAGUUAUAUUUUUGACCCUCUUUUACGACUAUUUAUCUUACUGUAAGUAUUAUUUUUUGUGAUGGAGAAAUGAAACAUUUGGAAAUAGUUGUGAGAUAUAUACAGGGUAUAGCAGUGAGGUAGGAGGGAGGUUUUUUUUAGUUAGUCUGUUUCUACUUGACAUCAACUCUGUUAGUCCCGCGUGGGUAUUGAUCCGAAAUAGGUGUUGUGUUCCCCAUAGAGUUAGUUACUCUGUAGAAGUUAAAGUACAUACAUAUAUCAUGUGUUAAUGUUUUAAUCAGUAUUUAUGUUGGAUGUUUAAAAUCUCAAUGUUAUAUUAAUGGAGUAGUAGAUUUUAAAAAUUUAAAUGUUUUAACUCGAUGAGAAUCUCUUAACACAAUAUAAGCCAAAUGUUUACGAUGUCUUUAUUUUUGAUGUAAUAUCAAAUUUGAAACAAUAAAAGUUUACCAAACAA